Dimorphilus gyrociliatus is the source of this 6379-nucleotide messenger RNA. The record is from the annotation of a GenBank genome assembly. NCBI's taxonomy places the organism in Eukaryota, Metazoa, Annelida, Polychaeta, Dinophilidae.
AAUGCUUAUUGGAUUAUCUAUUUUGUCGAUUCUUAUUCGCCCUAUAAUCUCAGUUGAAAAUCCUAUUUGGGAGUGUAAUUUCGAGGAAGAUUACUGUUCCUUUUCAACUAGCGUUCCCCAAGGUAUCUCUCUUUAUAAAUUUCAAAGAGGCUCUCUGCAUAGUUCUCAUCUUCAAGGCCGUAAUGGAAAGUUCCUUUAUGCGAAAUUUGAUCAUUCAAAUGACCUUGAAACUUACAUUUAUUCACCUAUUAUUAAAUUUGACACGAAAUUCAAAAGGAAAUGUCUUGAAUUUCAUUAUUGGAUUGGCGGCGAUAAAGACCUUAUACAAUUUUACGGUAUAGAUAAGGGAAUUGUUCAAUUCAGAGAUGAAACGUUGGGGCAUUUAUCAUCAACCAUUAAUAAAUGGCAAAAGAAGGUUAAGAUUUUCAAUGUGUCUAUUGAUCAAAUCGCGGUUAAAGCCAAAAGAUCACCGACCAGUAGAGACAUCAUUGCUAUCGACGAUAUAAGACUAUACUAUUGCGAUGAUGAACAAGAGAACGACAUUACGAAUUUAAUUAGCUGUUCAUUCGAUUCCAAUGAUUUUUGCUAUUAUAAAAAUACUUCGAAUGAAAAGAGUGGCUACUAUUGGACAAUUGAUUCUAAGACUCCGUCAUCCUUAACAGGACCAUCGAAACCUUUUAACGGAACAGGAAAGUUUGCUUUUACCGAAUCUUCGAAAUGUAUUGGAAAUUCUAUAACUAAUCUUACUAGUUCUACUUUUAAAAUUACCAUUCCUGGCUGUGUAUCAUUCUAUUAUCUUUUGUAUGGAAGAGAUAUAGGAAAAUUGGAAGUCUAUGUGAGGAAUUUUGAAGAGACGAAUGAAAAUCUUGUUUUCCGUGUCAAUAAUUUAAAUAAAGAUGAAUGGAAAAAACAUACAGUUCAAUUGAAUGUUCAAGGGACUUAUCAAGUAACAACUUGCGGAGGAGGAUUCCGAGGAGAUAUUGCAAUUGAUGAAAUAGCUUUCAAUUACUGUUCUUCCGAAUCGUAUACAACGGAAACUAAUCCAAUUGAAAUAACAACAGAAGCAGCAGACGCAACUACAAUACCUUUACCUACAACUUCUACAAAAUUACCAGUAAAUUUACCAUACAACUCAUUAUUAAAUUGCAAUUUUGAUUUACAAACAAUUUGCCUAUACGAAACAAUUAAAUCUCGAUUUGAUAGUUUCUAUAUAUGGACUUUACAAAAUAGACGAUUAUCUUCUGGCACAGGACCAAUUGAAGAUGUUUCUAAGAACGGUUACUUUUUAUAUACUGAAGCUUCCGGUUGCAAAAGUGGAGAUUUCACUAAUUUUACAAGCCCUAUUUUUACAAAUGAUAAUUUAGAUUGCCAAUUAUCAUUCUCUUAUCACAUGUUUGGUAAAGAUAUAGGAACUUUUACAAUUGCAACUCUCGAAAAAACUGGAAGAUAUUCCAUUUUAUUUUCAAAGAGUGGUUCGCAAGGUGAUAGCUGGAUGAAGAACGUCGUUAGCCUACCAAUUGGACAAUAUCGAGUUGUUUUUAGCGGAGUUUGUUUAACCAGUUACCAAGGUGAUAUUGCUAUUGAUGAUAUUAAAGUUAUAAAUUGCCAAAGAUCUCCAGAAGAUAAACCGAUUAGAACAUCUCCUAAAAAGUUAAAUUGUGAUUUUGAAAGUGACUUUUGCGCCUAUUAUCCAAGCUUACAAUCGACUUUCCCAUGGUAUAUAGCUUCAAAAACACCUUCUACGGGAACUGGUCCUCAAAUUCGAUAUUCUGGAAAUUUUGCUUACUACGAGUCUUCGAAAGCUAAUUCCAGUAGAGUAACUAGCCUCGAAUCUCCAAUGGUUUAUUUCGAAGAAACAUGUUGCUUAUCAUUUGUCUAUCACAUGUUCGGAACCAAUAUGGGUCGUUUCGUAGUGUCCCUAGUUAUCUAUGACAACGAUGAAAGAACAAUACUAAAGAAUGAAACAAUUCUUGACGAAAGUGGAAAUAAGGGAAACAUCUGGAAUAACUUUUCUUAUACAAUACAAAAUGAAAAUUCAAGUAGGCCGACGUUGAGAAAAUUGUUCUUUACCGGUUUCUAUGGAAAUGGUUAUAGGGGCGAUAUUGCUUUUGAUCAAGUUGAUAUUCAAUUUCAACCUUGUUAUCAAACGUUAUCAACAACAACGACAACAGAAAUACCGGCAAUGCCUUCAACUAUGCAAACAAGACCUUCGGGUACAGCCAUAUCGCCUGAUAAACUAACUUGUGAUUUUGAAUCUGAUACUUGUAUGUGGACGACAACUAAGUAUCCUGCAAAUGAAAAUAAUUCUUACAUCUGGACCCGACAUUCUGGAUCAACUCCGUCGAGUUCGACAGGACCAAACGUAGACCGUACAAUGGGUAAUGCUCAAGGCUUUUAUACAUAUGUAGAAGCGACUUUAAGCGAACGAAAUUACUAUACUGAAUUAAAAUCUCCCUUAUUAAAUAUGAAUAAUAAAGAUUUUUGUCUGGAAUUAUACUAUCAUAUGUUUGGAUCAAAUUCUUCAAUUGGAAAACUUGAGAUAAUAGGCCUUCAUAAAACUUCCAUGUUAAAAGUACUUUCUAAGAUUGAACAUAGUCGGGGAGAUAAUUGGAAUCGUUUAAGAAUUCAAUUGAAAAAGUCUGAAAAUUAUUAUCAACUUAUUUUAAAAGCAACGUCUUAUGGGCAUUAUAGAGGAGAUAUCGCUCUGGAUGACGUAUACAUCUUUAAAGGAGACUGCAAGGACGCUGGAUUAAAACUUUCAGGUGGUUGUUCAUUUGAAUUGGAUGAUUGUAACUUUGUAAAAUCCUUCGAUAAUUCAAUUUGGAAUUUUGCACGAUGGAGUGGAAAGACGUUAUCCACUGGAACUGGUCCUCAAAAUGCAUAUGAAGGAAGAUUCUACAUGUUUACUGAAGCAACAAGGGCGCCUGUAUCAAGCGUAGCCAUUCUUUCUUCAACACUGAUAACAGUAAAUGAAGUAAGUUGCGUAUCGAUCAAUUAUCAUAUGCUAACUUCUGAAGAUGAGUUGGGUAGCACAUUCAUUGUAUAUCUUGAUUCAAACGGACAAUUUAAUCAAGUAAUGAGCGAAAAAGGAAAUAAAGGAUAUUCUUGGAUAAAUCAAGAAAUUCAAACAUCAUUCACUAGCUAUAAAAUAGUAUUCAAGGCAGUUAGAGGUUAUACGUUUGAAAGUGAUGUAGCAAUUGAUAAUUUGAUAAUUAGCUCGGGAACUUGCAAAUCAAACGAUAGAGUGAUAUUUCCAGUUGCCAGCCAAACCUCAUCGGUCAACUGCAAUUUCCAGAAUCAUAUGUGUGGCUAUACGCUUGUUCAAGACUUAAUGAGUCCCCUGGAGUGGACUAGACGGGAUGACGAAUCCUCAAAUAAAGUUAUGCACAUCGGAGGUGUUGAAGCCAAAUCGGCAACAUCUGCAAUAUCGAUUCAGUCUCCUCUAAUCACAUCAUUCAAUUCGAAAAAGUGUUUAUCGCUAAAACUAGCAAAGAAAACGAAAUCAAAUAUGAUCCAGAGUCAAGGAGAUCCACUGCUGAAUUUCCACGUAAAGAAGAGAGGAUCGAGUUCUUUCAGGAAAAUCUCGGAAUUGAUGGAGGAAAGUAGUAAAUUAUGCAUGAAUCAAAAUUCAAAUCUGCCAGUAAAUAUCGAUUUGGAAAGUGAUGUUGAACAAUUCCGUAUUGAACUUUCAACUACCAAAAGGAUGAAUGUAUCUGUAAUUACACUUGAUGAUUUCAUCUUGAAGAACGGUGAAUGUUCUAAUGAACCAGGUAAAGAUGAUCCUAAUUGCGGUAAAGUUGAUAAAACUCUAUUUGGUUUGGUUAAAGAUAAAAUGAAUUUAGAGGAUGAAAUACCUAGUUGGCAGGUUUCAAUACUAAUUUCAGCGGACAAUAUCAAUACAACUUGUAAUGGAAUCGUCGUUAAUGAGAGAUACGUAUUAACGUCGGCCGUUUGUCUAAAAGAAAAUGCAGACUACCUUAUCACUUUUGGUAGUUUAGGAAGUAUUGGAGGAGAAUCUAGAAAAGGGAUUAGGGUUUUUAAAACCAGUUCAAAUUAUCCCAAGUUCCUAAAAAAUUUGAAAAGUAUUGCCAUUAUAAAAUUGGACGAAAUCGUAGAAAUGAUAAAUACAAUAGACCUAGAUUAUCUGAGCCAACAAAGUCUAUUAAAUGUCGAAUAUUUGGAAUGUUUUACUACCAGUUUUGAAACAAGAAAAUCAAGGAAAUCUCUAUUAUUUAAGAGAAGAAAGUUAAAAUUAAAUACAAAAGAGCAAUGUACAAACGAUAGAGACGACUCUAUAAGGAAAUAUUCAAAUUUAAUUUGCGGUAAAAGUAUUGAAGCUUGCAAGAUUGAUUCUGGUAGUCCUCUAUCGUGUAGAAUUAAUGGUAGAUGGCUAACGGUAGGAAUUAAAACGACUGACCUAGAAAAUUGUACAACUGGAGUUGUUUGUAAAGAUACAUUUUGGAAAUGUGAUUUUGAAUUGAACGAUUGUUCGUUCAAUUCCAAUAUUCCGGCGAGAGUUCAUAUAUUCAAAUUAACGAGAGGUUCGUUAAGCUCUCUAGACGAUCGGAAUAAUAAUAAUGGAAAUUAUAUGCAUACUGUUAAUACAGUUAAUGAUAUUCAUGAAACUUUUAUUAUUUCACCAAUCAUCUUUCUAAAUGGAAACAAAAUGAACAGAGUAUGCGUUCAACACUAUCAUAUGAUUGAUCAGUAUAAGAGUGAGUUAUUUGUUUUUCUAUUGCGACACGGACAUAUUACUCAAAGUAAGUUAAUAUAUGGUUCGAAUAAUCGUAAGAAGAUUUGGAAAAGUUCAAUUAUUGAAGCGACAAAAGAAUUUGAUCAAGUGAUGUUUUAUAUAAAGAAAUCCAAAACAAAUGUGGGUGUAAUCGCAAUUGAUGAUAUUGAAAUAAAUGAUUGUGAAGGAGAGAUCGAAGGUACUAAACCUCCGUUUGCUUUACCGUUGAAACCACCCGACGAAUAUCUGAAUUGUACUUUCGAAAAGGACUUUUGUUAUUGGAUGACAACUCAUUAUCCAAAGUCGAUUGAUAAUGAUUAUAAAUGGAUGUUAAAUAGUGGGAAAACACCUUCGUUAAAUACUGGACCGAGUAAUGAUCAUACUUUUAAUAAUAAAACCGGAAAAUACGUUUUCAUUGUAAUUCAGGCAAUAUCGGCUGGUUGUUAUAAGGGUGAUAUAGCUCUUGAUGAUGUAUCAGUUGUUAAAGGACGUUGUUUAGAACAAACAAAAAGCCCAAAUGAACAAUUAAAUUGCAAUUUUGAGGUGGAUUUCUGUCGUUGGACCGUAAAUAAAAGUCCAGAUUACUUUUUCAAUAACUACAUAUGGACCAGAUUGAACGAGGAAACCCCUUCUCAAGGUACAGGACCAACUAAAGAUUCUCUGUAUGGCAACAGAUAUUAUAUAUUCGUCGAAUCGUCAAAUAGUCAACGAGGUUUCUAUUCCGAGCUAAAAUCGCCAAUAUUUAAUAUGAAUAGGAGGGAUUAUUGCCUAAUAUUUUCCUAUCAUAUGUUUGGAUCUUUAGAGAGAAUUGGACAAUUGGAAAUUAUGACUUUUAAAGAAGGUACUUUAAAGGAUAUUCUCUUUAAAAACAAUAAAAGUAUGGGAAAUUUUUGGAUUCAACGUACAAUAGAUUUAAAAUCUAACAAACAAAUUGACCAGAUUGUUAUCAAGGCAACUUCGGAAGGAUUUUAUAAAGGAGAUAUAGCUAUCGAUAAUAUAUAUGUUGAAGAAGGCAAUUGUCAAGAUGUUAGUCUUCUUCAACGAUGUUCUUUCGAGGUAGAUUUGUGUAAUUAUCAACUAUUCUCCUACCAUAAAUCGUGGGAAUUUGCAAGGAUUCAAAGUGAUAGAGGUGGACCUAUUCAACCUUAUCACGGGGAUUAUUACCUAGGAAUAGUUCCUUCACCGCAAUCGUCAUUCUCUCGAAUUGCUGUAUUAUCAGCAGGAUUUCGAACUCUAAGAGGAAUUGCGUGUAUUUCAUUCUAUUAUUUCAUUCAAAAACCUUCUACACCUACUGCUAGUAGUAGUAAAUUGAAUGUUUACUUAAGAGAAAGUAUUACCGGUACUUAUCAAUUGGUUACUAUGUUAAAGUCUACAAGUAACGAAUGGAAAAAACAACAGAUCGAGAUAUCGGUACCAUUCUACGAGAUAACUUUUAAAGCAGUAGAAGGAUUAUCUAAUCAAAAUCGAAUUGGUUUAGAUUUCAUUAACGAACAGCUGGGCAAUUGUAGGGAAAAGUUUAUAUAUUAUCCACUAAGAGAUAAUGGAAUUGGUUGUAAUAAUAACGAUAGUCAAUGCGAAUCGCCCUUCGAGAAUAAUCCAUUUAAAUACGAAAAAAGUUCUACAUCCUCCUUCGAUGACUUAGGUUAA